Penicillium atrosanguineum is the source of this 852-nucleotide messenger RNA. Its product is annotated as RTA1 domain-containing protein. The record is from RefSeq and is a predicted model, not a curated record. The transcript has 3 exons. Lineage: Eukaryota; Fungi; Ascomycota; Eurotiomycetes; Eurotiales; Aspergillaceae. Bases 1 to 852 code for a protein of 283 amino acids. Gene Ontology annotation, cellular component: membrane.
AUGGCUGGAACGUAUAAGCUAUACGAAUAUGACCCAUCAACCUCAGCAGCGGUAGCCUUUGCAGUGAUGUUUGCUCUUUCCACAGCGAUGCACCUCGUGCAGGUCUUUCGCAAUAAGAGUUGGUUCUUUACACCUUUUGUCAUAGGUGGAUGCUUUGAGCUUGUUGGUUAUGUAGCACGAUACAUCAGCGCGAAACAAAGUCCGAAUUGGGAAACCAUGCCCUACGUUAUCCAGGAGCUGCUCCUCUUAGUGGCACCAUCACUCUUCGCAGCAUCGAUCUACAUGAUUCUUGGACGUGUUAUUCGACUUCUGAAUGGCGCUUCGAACUCACCAAUCCGGCCAUCAUGGUUGACGAAAAUUUUUGUGACGGGUGAUGUUGUGUCUUUCUUGAUGCAGAGUGGCGGUGGCGGUAUACUUGCGACGGCAAAAUCGGAAUCGAGCAUGAAAACAGGUAACAACGUAAUAAUUGGAGGUCUCAUUGUCCAAGUCAUCUCUUUCAGCAUCUUUAUUACAGUCUCCGUCAUCUUCCAUCGCCGCAUGCUUGCCUCGCCGAUGCACAUGGAAGUCAAGUCUCACAUCCCAUGGUCACGCUAUAUGGCGGUUCUCUAUAUCGGCAGCGCUCUCAUUUUGAUCCGAUCCGCCUAUCGAGUAGUGGAGUACGUGCAAGGAAGCACUGGGUAUCUUCAGAGUAAAGAACCCUUCGUCUACAUCUUUGAUGCAUCCCUGAUGCUCCUCUGCUGCAUCCUAUUCAAUGUAUUCCACCCAAGCAAGCUUCUCUCAAAAUCGAUACAAAACCACGAGGAAAGAGAAGAUUUGGAGAUGAUGAAUGACACCGGAUAUAGAAAUAUGUAA